AUGGACCGCUUGCCAAAUGAAAUUCUGGAACAGAUAUGCCUUUACCUCCAAGACCCUCACUAUGGUUCACGCAGGGAUCUGUCCUCCUUCAGCCGGGUCAACCGCGUCUGCUACACGACUGCGGCCCCAAUGAUAUACAGACAACUUACUCUCAAAUUCUGGGAUAUGGAAAGCCUGCAAGCCGCCGUCUCUGAGGUGACAGAAAGUGCUGGAGGACGCCAUUUCAUGAGAUACGCCCGAAGGCUGGGCAUUUUGUGUCUCACGGCGCCAUUAUUAAGAAUGGCGGAGGAAGAAAGCUCCAAAUGGAAGUUAGAGCCCUGGGCAACAAACCUGAUCACCUACAAGGAGCCGGCCACGAAAAACAGUUUUUUGGAGCAUUACUUGUACUGGUGCAACCAACAUCCGAACAUGCCUAUCCUGAUAAAUCGUACCAAUGCUAUCCGUCGGGACAGAAGCUGGGAAUCAAUCGAGUCUCUCAUUGUCGGCUUGCAUCGCCUGGAGCAGCUUGACUUUGUCACUCGCAAUGAAUUCACAAGUGGCUUGGAGCAAGCUGUAUCCCGUCAUCAUCCAAACUGUCGGGUGGAUCUUACCCCGCACCACAACUGGGCCAAUCACGAGUUUAGUAUCGAUGUUCUUCAGCUACCAGGCCUUCACACUCUUGCUGUCAGCCUCGUCCGCAAUGAAAGUCAAUCAACAGCAAGCGAGGGCCUUGACGAUAUGCUACCAUUCCUUGUGACUGCUCCAGGAUUAAGGCAUCUCAUUUUAGAAGACGAGACUAACAGCCAUGGAAUCCCACUCACUCGGCUGAGAGAGAAAUGGCAAAGCUUGCUGAAUGCUCGCCCAGCCACGAAUUUUUCUAGACUGGAAUCCAUUACGUUUUCUGCGGCCGGGCUAUGUGAGAAUAUACUUAUUAAACUGGCGGCUAUUGGGAAUCUUUCUAACCUUCGAUCACUCCAUAUCAGACGUGUAUAUGAUCCGAUAAACUUGGUGAACAUCGCCAAGCUUUUCCCGAAUCUGAAGCGACUUUUUAUUGAUCCAAACCCCAAGGGUCGGCCCGGGAUGCAUCUUCAAUCUGAUCAUGACGAUUCAAUCGCCGCUAUAAUAGCAUUUGCACCCUUGAAUUACCUUUAUAUCUACGGGCUUCGCAGCGCUGAAAACUUACAUCGGAUCGUCGAACGCCAUGGUUCGACUUUGAAAGGGCUAAUUAUAGCACCGUCUACCAUAGGCCUUCCGCGAUAUCCCAGAUUCGAUGUUUUGGGCAUCCUCCAGCUGGCUAAGCUCUGUCCAAACUUGGAGGAACUACGUCUCCAGAUCAAGAGAUCAACGGGCAGUAAAGAGGAGUGUGAGCUAUAUAAAGCUCUCGGGCAAUUUUUGAACCUUCACAGCCUCGUGCUGGAUCUUCAUUUCGAUGCCCGGCCACGGCCCCCAUUAUUCCAUAUUGAUACACAAGACCUAACCGUGCUUCGCAAAACGCUCAUCAAUGCGGCCAUGGACGAGAAGCUCGCUCUUGGCAUUUGGAACAUGAUCAACACCAACGGAUCCUCUCGCCUGAAGUACCUUCGGGUUGUGCCAUUUGGAGCUUACAAUUUCUCCACGCCCGAGACCUACCUACUUGAUUGCUUUGCGAAGUCAUACCUGGUCACACGAUACAACUUUCACAAUCCUGGAUCACCAAGUAUAGAGGAGAUUGGGAAGAGGGCGCGAGAGAUACGACAUCACAAGAGGAUUUAUUCUGAAGAGGAGACGUUCCGGCUCCCUGAAAGACUUACGCUGCUUCUCCAUGACAUCUGGCCGGAGGUGCCCCAGGGAAGCGAUUGGUGGUCUUGCUGGAGUAGUUUCCCUUUGGAGCAAGACCCUACUUGA
Molecule: messenger RNA, 1863 nt
Organism: Penicillium pulvis
Lineage: Eukaryota; Fungi; Ascomycota; Eurotiomycetes; Eurotiales; Aspergillaceae
Exons: 3
Coding region: 1-1863 (620 amino acids)
Source: RefSeq, a predicted model, not a curated record